This is a messenger RNA of Perognathus longimembris pacificus (Pacific pocket mouse), 548 nucleotides long. It is a transcript of the gene Tmem89, whose product is annotated as transmembrane protein 89. Bases 78 to 548 code for a protein of 156 amino acids. The record is from RefSeq and is a predicted model, not a curated record. The transcript is spliced from 2 exons. Lineage: Eukaryota; Metazoa; Chordata; Mammalia; Rodentia; Heteromyidae.
CCUGCUCUUGGGGGGGAGGGGUGUUUUUGCUGGUUGCCAGGCACCCAGAUUCCGGCCUCUUGACCGUGGCCGUAGCUAUGUUGAGUGUUCAGUUCUUACUGUCGCUGCUCUUGCUAGCCAUGUCUGCCCCGACCCAUGCCUGGUCCCGACCCGUGUGGUACCAGGUAGGGCUAGACUUACAGCCCUGGGGAUGCCAACCGGAGAAGCUGGAUGGUUGUCGAGGGCCUCUGGGGUGCCCUGGCUAUUGGAUAGGCCUAGGAGGGAACCGCAUCUACCCUGUGGCGGGGAUCACCAUCACGACCACCAUGAUGCUAGUGAUCAGUCGUGUGAUGAUGCAGCGGAAGCGAUCGCCCCAGCUCAUGACGGGUCCGCAGUCACAAGUGACCCCAAGUCCCAGUGGACCCUGGAAACGGCGGGCUACCGUCUCCGACCGCACCCUCCUCCUUGGAGUUCUUCAUAUGCUGGAUGCUCUCCUGAUUCAUAUUGAGAGUCACCUGCAGUGCCUAGCCACCAAGCAGCAAAUGCAAAUAAAAGUGACUCCCACUUAG